UCCAGAACGCAUAGCGUGGGACAGUCACUCAUUUAGCAGUUUCUCCAUGCACUCUCAGCACAGACAGACCGUUGGAUAUACUACGGUGCGCGCACACACAAACACACACACACACACUCUAGUCUACACACAUUCCACACACACACUUGCAGACGCUCGUGUUACGCGGACUCCACUAGAUUCAGUAGCAGCUGGCGCUGCGAACUCAAGUCAACAAGAGGAAACAUCCACGAGUCGUGACAUCCUCGGAGUCGGCUCCGUUUACACAUCCGUACUCCACUCGCAUACUCAGACAGACAAGGACACUGUCGGGACAGCUUCAGUUUUAGUGUCUACCUUUGCCAACUUUCUACAAACCAAGAAGAAUUGAAACAAAGAUUUUGAUAGUAUUUUUCAGUGCGUGUUGGAGCGCCUAUAUCUUAUCUCUGUGGCAUGUUGUAGCGCACCGCCAGAGGAAGACAGCGACCAUACACGAUGCUGGCUGGUCCCUAGGUCAAGUUCAGUCUGACUCCCACCCCUCACCUUUGACCCCUCACCUCGGAUGGAAGAACGCACCCAUUCCUUUAGGAGGUUGAAGUUGAUGAGUUCCCCCAGCCUCAGUGACCUGGGGAAGAGUGACAAGGCAGCCUUGGAGGAGAGAGGGACACAGCAGAGAAAAGCUGGGGCUAACGCCACCUGGAAUAGCAUCCACAAUGCGGUGAUAGCUGUGUUCCAGAGGAAAGACCUGGGAGAGAAUGACCUCUACAUACUCAAUGAGGGAGUCAGGCAACUACUGAAGACGGAGCUGGGCUCUUUCUUCACUGAAUACCUCCAGAAUCAGCUACUGACAAAGGGAAUGGUGAUACUGAGGGACAAAAUGCGGUUCUAUGAAGGUCAGAAGCUAUUGGACUCCUUGGCAGAGACGUGGGACUUCUUCUUCUGUGAUGUUCUGUCCAUGCUUCAGGCUAUCUUCUACCCAGUACAGGGUAAGGAGCCGUCGGUGCGUCAGCUGGCCCUGCUUCACUUCAGAAGCAUCAUCACUCUGAACAUCAAGCUGGAGGACGCCCUGUCCCGCCCCCGCGCCCGUGUCCCCCCCUCUAUCAUACAGAUGUUGCUUAUACUGCAGGGUGUCCAUGAGUCUAAAGGAGUGACUGAGGACUACCUGCGUCUGGAAGCAUUGGUUCAGAAGGUGGUGUCUCCCUACCUGGGAACCCACGGCCUCUACUCCAACGACGGAUCCUCAAUGCAAUACUCCUCCUGCGUACUGGAAAAGCGUCUGCAGCGGCGGUGGCCCAAGUCAGGCGACGCCCCCGCAAAGAACCUGGUGAUGCACUCCAAGUCCUACAACGUGCCCAUGUUGACGCCUGUGGUGGAGUACGAUACCGAGACAGGCUCCGUGAGCAGCAUGGGCAUCCGCCGCCAUUCCGUCUGCGAGAUGACUUCCUGUCUGGAAGAAGGCGCCAUCAACGACAUCAGCACCACUUCCUCCCUGGCCUCCGCGGCCCAGUCGGGCCUCUCCUCCCUGGAGCAGGAGCACAGCCUGACAGGCGUUGUUUGUGGUGGUGGAAGUCUGGAUCUCUGUGGGUCUGUGGGGUCUGAGUCUUUGGAGUCCCACCUCCAGCCCUCCAUCUUUCAGGACUCCCACUCCCCAGGACCCUUCCUCCACGGCGGGGGGGAGUCGACAGUGUCCCCCUCUGUUCUGUGUCAGGUCCACUCUGGUUCGGAGACGGGCUCGGUCCCCAGCUGUUCCUCCAGCCCGGAGACAGUGGUAGAUCAGAUACUGGACUCUAUGGACUCUGACCCUGAUGGCAUCUUCCUAGACUUCUCCCACCACAGCUGCUCAGACUCUUCCUCCUCUGGUUACAGCAGGGAGAGUGGUAGACAGAGUGUGGUGUAAUUUGGGGUUUCUGGGAACUUUUCCCUAAUCCCAGUUGGAUAAUCUUAGAUUGCCUGUUUAUUCACUACUGAUUUCUGGAAAAUCUGUGACUAGUGAGAAAGUGUCUGGAGAUUUGCAGCUGUAUGUCUGAUGGAUCUCAAGAGAAUAUCACACCUACUGGCGCCAGCGGUACUCCACUCACACCGUCGUCUCUAAAAACACACCGCUCUUUCUCGGGUCUAUUUUUCACGGAAUAUUUCUACAGUAAACUCCCUUUUAUUAUUUUUUUUUUUUUUUGUGCUUGAUUUUCACUUCUAGUUCUUCGUUUUGAGGAUAAACUGUACUUAUUUGUAUUUUUUUGUGUUUGUAUUACUGACUGACAACUUUGAAUCAGUCUGAGGUGCCUCUUCAAGUCUUGUGAAAGGCCCAGUGGAAAGGAAACCGUUUGAGGUGCCUCUUCAAGUCUUGUGAAAGGCCCAGUGGAAAGGAAACAGUCUGAGGUGCCUCUUCAAGUCUUGUGAAAGGCCCAGUGGAAAGGAAACAGUUUGAGGUGCCUCUUCAAGUCUUGUGAAAGGCCCAGUGGAAAGGAAACAGUCUGAGGUGCCUCUUCAAGUCUUGUGAAAGGCCCAGUGGAAAGGAAACAGUUUGAGGUGCCUCUUCAAGUCUUGUGAAAGGCCCAGUGGAAAGGAAACAGUCUGAGGUGCCUCUUCAAGUCUUGUGAAAGGCCCAGUGGAAAGGAAACAGUCUGAGGUGCCUCUUCAAGUCUUGUGAAAGGCCCAGUGGAAAGGAAACAGUUUGAGGUGUCUCUUCAAGUCUUGUGAAAGGCCCAGUGGAAAGGAAACAGUUUGAGGUGUCUCUUCAAGUCUUGUGAAAGGCCCAGUGGAAAGGAAACAGCCUGAGGUGCCUCUUCAAGUCUUGUGAAAGGCCCAGUGGAAAGGAAACAGUUUGAGGUGCCUCUUCAAGUCUUGUGAAAGGCCCAGUGGAAAGGAAACAGCCUGAGGUGCCUCUUCAAGUCUUGUGAGAGGCCCAGUGGAAAGGAAACAGUUUGAGGUGUCUCUGUGAAAGGCCCAGUGGAAAGGAAACAGUUUGAGGUCUCUGUGAAAGACCCAGUGGAAAGGAGAGAUCAAUCAGACCUAGCUGGGCUCUCUGGGAUGACCCCCACCUGGUUCACCAGAGGUCAUGAGUUCAUUGCUUUCUCAACAUGUCUCUUGUUCAAGAGGCAGUGCUGGGGUGAGGAGAUAAGAUAGUGUUCACAUGUCUUAAUUUUAAGCAGUAGGUGUCAUGUAGACCUGGGUGAUAUUUCUGCCACAGUGAUCUGUGGCUGGGCCUUUGUUUCUGCUUCAACAAUGCCCCCAUGUGGACGGGAUGUGCAAGUGUCUGCUGCGCCAGAGUCAAAUCUUAAUGUCAAAUACACAAAGAGAUGUGUUUUUGGAACGUGAAGGAGCUGAUGGCUCAGUGGUAAGGAUCUCACCCCAUAAGCAUGGGGUUGUAGGUAUGAUUCCUGACAAAGCCUGGAGGACUGUGACAAUUGCUGGGCGUUUCCCCUCCUGUGAACAGCAGAAGUUACGGAGGAAAACCAAUGGAAAAAGUAGACCUGUAGGUUUUUGAAAACUAAGGGUUGUCUACGUAUGACCCUCAACACAUCCUGAUCCAGAGCUGUGACUGGGGUUUGAACCUACAACCCUGAACAUACGGGGUGAGAUCUUUACACCAGAGCCACAGACUCCUUCACACCUCUAACUGUUUUCUUUGUCAUUUUCACAUUGAGAAUUGCUGAAAUUUCCACCAAAUCAAACCCAAGAUUUGAACCCAUAACCUCUGUGUUUGACGGCAGGAAUUGAACCUCAAAGACUCUCACACUUCUAGCUCUUCUUACUAGGAUCCAAAUAGUUAAACACAUGCCUUCUCUCAACUAAUGAUUUAGUAUGAUCGUUUGUAUUCUAAAUGAACUUGUAUGACACAGCCAUGACCAACUUCUGGAGUUGGUUUUAUGAUUUUCUAAACAAUGACACUUUCAAAUGUAUUAAUUAUCGUAGCACUUGAUAGACAAGUCAUUCUGAUUUGAUCUCAUGAUUAUGUCAAACUGAACCUCAACUCAAACUUGACAUUUAAUGCAGAAUUUUUGUUGGUCUGUUCAAGAUUAUGGGCUUGAUUCAAUCCGUUGCGCUGAAGAGCUGCUGUGUAGCGUGAUUUACAUUGUCACCUGACCCCCUUUACGUUACAACUUUAUUCUAAAAUGUAUAAAAAAAAUGUAAUCCCUCAUCAAUUUACAUGCAAUACCCCAUAAUGACAAAGCAAAAACCAUUAAAAAAAAGUUUUGCAAAUUUAUUACAAAUAAAAAAUGAAAUAUGACAUUUACAAAAGUAUUCAGACCCUUUACUCAGUACUUUGUUGAAGCACCUUUGGCAGCGAUUACAGCAUUGAGUCUUCUUGGGUAUGACGAUACAAGCUUGGUACACCUGUAUUUGGGGAGUUUCUCCCAUUCUUCUCUGCUUAAGAGGACCUGCAAUGCCAGAGAUGUUUUAUUUUAUUGAACCUUUAUUUAACCAGGAAAAGCCCAUUGAGACCCAGAGUCUCUUUUUCAAGGGAAAGAAGGCAGCAACAAUCAAUACAUUACAGAAUUAAAACAUACAACAACAUGAUCCAGCCUAAAAAAAGCAUUUACACUCCUCCGUAACAGUCUCCCAUCAAUAUUUUUUAAUUCAUUCAGUGGCACUAACAUAUCUAGAUGAAGCAUGGAUUGUAGAUUAUUCCAUGAUGUUCAAGUCCGGGCUCUGACUGGGUCACACAAGGACAUUCAGAGACUUGUCCCGAAGCCACUACUGCGUUGUCUUGGCAGUGUGCUUAGGGUCGUUGUCCUGAUGGAAGGUGAACCGUUCACCCCAGUCUGAGGUCCUGAGCGCUCUGGAGCAGGUUUUCAUCAAGGAUCUCUCUGUACUUUGCUCUGUUCAUCUUUCCCUUGAUCCUGACUAGUCUCCCAGUCUCUGCCGCUGAAAAACAUCCCCACAGCAUGAUGCUGCCACCACCAGGCUUCACCGUAGGGAUGGUGCCAGGUUUCACCGUAGGGAUGGUGCCAGGUAUCACCGUAGGGAUGGUGCCAGGUUUCCUACAUUUACAUUACAUUUAAGUCAUUUAGCAGACGCUCUUAUCCAGAGCGACUUACAAGUACAUACAUUCAUACUUUUUUUUUUUGUACUGGCCCCCUCGUGGGAAUCGAACCCACAACCCUGGCGUUGCAAGCGCCUUGCUCUACCAACUGAGCUACACGGGACUUCCUCCAGGCGUGACACUUGGCAUUCAGGCCAGAGUUCAAUCUUGGUUUCAUCAGACCAGAGAAUCUUGUUUCUCAUGGUCUUUAGGUGCCCUUUUGAAAUAUUUACGACUAACGUCUUGUUUCUCAUGGUCUGGGUCCUUUUGGCAAACUCCAAGCGGGCUGUCAUGGGUCUUUAUACUGAGGAGUGGCUUCCAUCUGGCCACUCUACCAUAAAGGCCUGAUUGGUGGAGAGCUGUAGAGAUGGUUGUCCUUCUAGAAAGUUUCUCAUCUCCACAGAGGAACUCACCUCCUGACCAAGGUCCUUCUCCCUCGAUUGCUCAGUUUGGCCGGGCGGCCAGCUCUAGGAAGAGUCUUGGUGGUUCCAAACUUCUUCCAUUUAAGAAUGAUGGAGGCCACUGUGUUCUUGGGGACCUUAAAUGCUGCAGACAUUUUUUGUUACCCUUCCCCAGAUCUCGACACAAUCCUGUCUCUGAGCUCUACGGACAAUUCCUUCAACCUCAUGGCUUGGUUUUUGCUCUGACAUGCACUGUCAACUGUGGGACCUUAUAUAGACAGGUGUGUACCUUUCCAAAUCAUGUCCAAUCAAUUGAAUUUACCACAGUUGGACUCCAAUCAAGUUGUAGAAACAUCAAGGAUGAUCAAUGGAAACAGGAUGCACCUGAGCUCAAUUUUGAGUCUCAUAGCAAAGGGUCUGAAUACUUAUGUAAAUAAUUGUAUAAAUUAGCACCCCAAAAAACCUUUUUCUUUGUCAUUAUGGUUUAUUGUGUGUAGAUUGCUGAGGAAUUGUUUUUAUUUAAUCCAUUUUAGAAUAAGACUGUAACGUAACAAAAUGUAGAAAAAGUCAAGGGGUCUGAAUACUUUCCGAAGGCACUGUAUGCAGACUGCAAACAUUCUUUAAAUGUCAAUCGUGCUAUACAGGGGAUCUUCAGCACUAUGGGUUGAACAUAGCCCUAACAUGCCCUAACAGCAAGUAUCACACUUGAUUUUUAUUAAGAUUAAUAACUUUCUACAGCUCUUUUCUUUUUGUUCCCAUUGGUUCUGUUCAGGCUGAUGUGUAUCCAGACAGACAUUGGUUCUGUUCAGGUUGAUGUGUAUCCAGAUAGACAUUGGUUCUGUUCAGGCUGAUGUGUACCCAGAUAGACAUUGGUCCUGUUCAGGCUGGUUGCUGAUGUGUAUCCAGACAGACAUUGGUUCUGUUCAGGCUGAUGUGUAUCCAGAUAGACAUUGGUCCUGUUCAGGGUGAUGUGUAUCCAGACAGACAUUGGUCCUGUUCAGGGUGAUGUGUUCAGACAGACAUUGGUUCUGUUCAGGGUGAUGUGUAUCCAGACAGACAUUGGUCCUGUUCAGGGUGAUGUGUUCAGAUAGACAUUGGUCCUGUUCAGGGUGAUGUGUAUCCAGACAGACAUUGGUCCUGUUCAGGGUGAUGUGUAUCCAGACAGACAUUGGUUCUGUUCAGGGUGAUGUGUAUCCAGAUAGACAUUGGUUCUGUUCAGGGUGAUGUGUAUCCAGACAGACAUUGGUCCUGUUCAGGGUGAUGUGUAUCCAGACAGACAUUGGUUCUGUUCAGGCUGAUGUGUAUCCAGACAGACAUUGGUCCUGUUCAGGCUGAUGUGUAUCCAGACAGACAUUGGUUCUGUUCAGGGUGAUGUGUAUCCAGACAGACAUUGGUUCUGUUCAGGCUGAUGUGUAUCCAGACAGACAUUGGUCCUGUUCAGGCUGGUUGCUGAUGUGUAUCCAGACAGACAUUGGUCCUGUUCAGGCUGAUGUGUGUCCAGACAGACAUUGGUUCUGUUCAGGCUGGUUGCUGAUGUGUGUCCAGACAGACAUUGGUUCUGUUCAGGCUGAUGUGUAUCCAGACAGACAUUGGUCCUGUUCAGGCUGGUUGCUGAUGUGUAUCCAGACAGACAUUGGUCCUGUUCAGGCUGAUGUGUGUCCAGACAGACAUUGGUCCUGUUCAGGCUGGUUGCUGAUGUGUGUCCAGACAGACAUUGGUCCUGUUCAGGCUGGUUGCUGAUGUGUGUCCAGACAGACAUUGGUCCUGUUCAGGCUGGUUGCUGAUGUGUGUCCAGACAGAUAUUAUGGUUAACAUUAUUUACAUGUCAGUUUAUAUCAAUGAUGAUUCCCAUCAAGAGAUACGAUCGCUUGAUUUGAUCCGAGUGUCUCCACAAGGGGUGGUUUGUAUGAAGAAAUGUAAUGUAUAUGAAAUAUGUUUUAAGUGAAGAAAGUGAUUGGCAAGGAAUUAAUUAUGAUCUGCAUCCUAAGAUGGCACCAUAUUCCCUACAUAGUGCACUUCUUUUGAACAGGACCCAUAGGGGUCUGGUCAAAAGUAGUGCACUAUAUAGGGAAUAGGUAUUGGUACACAGCCAUGAAGGAAUCUAAACUGUUGUUUUGCUCAUAUGAUGUACAGAGGAAGAAACUGAAAGUUGAGUCUGAGUGACACAACAAAGUCCAUUUUUAUUUUCCUUAUAAACACCUAGAACUGAUGAAACA
Messenger RNA from Salvelinus fontinalis (brook trout), 7619 nucleotides. Its product is annotated as proline-rich protein 5-like. Gene Ontology annotation, biological process: TORC2 signaling. Gene Ontology annotation, cellular component: TORC2 complex. The coding region runs from base 542 to 1876 and encodes 444 amino acids. Lineage: Eukaryota; Metazoa; Chordata; Actinopteri; Salmoniformes; Salmonidae. The transcript has 10 exons. The record is from RefSeq and is a predicted model, not a curated record.